Molecule: messenger RNA, 875 nt
Organism: Trichoplusia ni (cabbage looper)
Lineage: Eukaryota; Metazoa; Arthropoda; Insecta; Lepidoptera; Noctuidae
Gene: CPR13
Product: cuticle protein 3-like
Exons: 3
Cellular component (GO): chitin-based extracellular matrix
Molecular function (GO): structural constituent of chitin-based larval cuticle
Source: RefSeq, a predicted model, not a curated record
UUUCAGUUCAUCGUCUUAGCUGCCAUUACUUUGGCUCAGGCCGCCAAACUCGACAAGACCUACCUCCCACCCAACGCUCAGUCAUCAGCUGGAUCUGCCUUCCUUCAGACUCCUCGCCAGUCCAAUGGAUUCCAAGCCCAAACCACCGCUUACUCAAGCAAUGACUUCUCUAACGACGCCUACUCCAAAAACGGAUUCUCUGCUGACGCUUACAACCAGAACGGAGCUUACAACCAAAAUGGAGGUUACUCAGGAUUCGAAUCUCGUCCCGAGCGGGCUCAGGCUGCUUUAGAAAGGAACGCCGCCAUCCUCCGCUACGACAACAACAACGAUGGAGAGACUUACGCGUACGCUUACGAGACUGAGAACGGUAUCGUCGCUGAGGAGAACGGAGUCGCCACCAACGGAGUCCAGGCUCAGGGAGGAUACUCUUACACCGGAGAUGAUGGUCAGGUCUACUCUGUGAGAUACACCGCUGACGAGAACGGCUUCCAGCCUCAGGGCGACCACCUCCCCACCCCUCCCCCCAUCCCCGAGGAGAUCCUGAAGGCUCUAGAGCAGAACGCCCGCGAUGAGGCCGCUGGCAUCUACGACGACGGAUCUUACGCCGAAGCUAAGUACGCCGGCAACAGCCAGCCCCAGUAUUACAAUUCCCAAAACAACAACUACGAGAGCGACGACUCCGUUGUCACCAACAACGCCUUCUCCACCGACGACGCUGUGAACGGAGGCUCUAUUUCCGGCGUCCAGAAGGCUUACCUCCCCCCCGUCAAUCAGGCCAGCCAGAGGAGAUCAAGCUUCAACGCUAGAAGCGGCUACCGUUACUAGAUACUUUUGAAUAUUGAAUAGAGUUAAUAUAUUUAUCGAAAAUUGAA